UGCCAUAGCCAAAUCAAACAAGUUUACCUUUUUCUUGACUUUUAGACUCUUGUUUUCUACUUGUGAUGCCUGUGCUUUUACCCACAUUAUUAGACUGCAUUACAUGCCUGUCAUGGGUGAAAUAUGUCUCAUCAUUUGCCUGCUGUGGGCAUUUCUGAAAGUGUAUGAGUGUGAGCCGCUCAUGUUUGGAGAGGUGUCUUCUCCAUUGUAUCCCCAACCAUAUUCUACAGAUCUCCAGGAACAAUGGGACCUACAUGUGCCCAAGGGGUAUCAUAUCCAGCUAACCUUCAAUCAUCUGGACAUUGAACCCUCUCAAAACUGCUACUAUGAUUCUCUCUUGGUUAAGUCAGACGAGAAGGUUGUGGGGAGGUUCUGUGGCAAGAAUUCCACAGACAGGUUUCACCCAGGACACAAGCCCAUCUUAACCCCUGGAAACCGUCUCCGGCUGAUUUUUCAUACAGAUGACUUAAAUCAUGAGUCUCAUCUGGGCUUCACUGCCUUUUACCAGGCCGUUGACAUUGAUGAAUGUUCCACUUCCAGUGAGGAGAUUGGAUCAGAUCCCCCAUGUUCACAGAUAUGCCUCAACACUUUGGGCUCCUAUGUGUGUGCCUGUCAUCAUGGUUAUCAACUGAGACCUGACAAUCGCACCUGCAUCUUGGACUGUGGAGGAGGAGUGUACACUGAACCAGAGGGGAUCAUCUCCAGUCCCGGGUACCCAGACCCCUCCCCACUUGAUCUGGAAUGCCUCUAUAUCAUCUCUUUGCAGCCAGGCUUCACUAUCGCCCUAAACUUCAGCCAGACCUUCCAGAUUGAGAAAGUCAACAAUCAGGGACCAACCUGCCUCUUCCACUGGCUGCAGGUGUCUGUCCCAGGAAAAGACCCCGAGAAGUUCUGCGGAGACAAAAGCCCUGGUAUCUUCCACACAGGCUCCCACACCACCCAGCUUGAGUACCACACCGACAGACACGGACAGAGCCAGGGAUGGAGCUUACAUUACACCAGCCAGAGGGUGAAGUGUCCAAAUCCGGGGAAGAUUAGCAAUGGAAAAGUCACUCCAACAUACCCCCAGUAUUUGUACAGAGACUACAUUCAGGUGUAUUGUGAUCCAGGAUACAAACUCAUGAUGGGAGAAGAAGAAGUUAAAAGUUUUUUAUCCAUGUGUCAGAGUAAUGGACAAUGGCACAUGACAUUGCCAACAUGUAGGAUUAUUGAUUGUGGCUGGCCAAAGUCCCUGCCAAAUGGAAACGUUACAAAUAUCUCUGGAUCAGACAAUCAUUAUCUUUCUAAGAUAGAGUACCACUGCAAUGAGCCUUUCUAUGCUUUUGAUGGAAAGCCUCAAGUUCAAUACACCUGUACAAGAGAACGGAAAUGGACAGCAGUUGGCCACAAUGACAUCAUUCCUCCCUGCCUUCCUGUGUGUGGCAUGAACUCAGAGGUCCUGUUUGGUGGAAGAGUCUAUGGUGGGAAGCCAGCCAAACUGGGACAGAUUCCCUGGAAGCUCUUACACAGAUCAAAUCCUAGAGGUUCUGCUUUUCUGAUCAGUGAUCAGUGGGCCCUCACAGCUGCUCAUGUAGUAGACGGACACGAAAACACAACCAUGCAAUUCACGGGAGGAAUGAUUGAUGAAACUGAUCAGCGUUCAGUCGAAUUGAUAACUGAGAAAAUCAUAAUUCACCCAAACUAUGCGAAGGUGGGUAAAGAUGGACAUGAAAGUAACUUCAAUAAUGACAUCGCCCUGAUCAAAAUGUCCGAACAAGUUAAACUCGGUCCAAACAUCAGGCCGUUGUGUCUACCAAAAAAAUCAGAUCGACCUGUGUUGGAGGGUAUGAAGGGUACAAUCUCUGGUUUUGGAGGUAUUAAGGAACACACAAAAAGUCAUCUUUUGCUUCAUGGCCGUGUUGAAGAGUAUUCCCUUGAAAAAUGUGUGUCCUUCGACAUGCCUGUAACUGAUAACAUGUUCUGUGCUGGAAAUGAAAAUGAACAAAUUGACAGUUGUCAAGGUGACAGCGGUGGUGCGUUGUUUUUUCCCACUUUGGGCACUGCGUCUCUAGAUCAGCGCUAUGAGGUGAGGGGCAUUGUGUCAUGGGGUCCUUCUGUAUGUGGUCAUAAAAGUUUUAAAGGUUAUUACACAAAAGUGCGAAACUACCUGGACUGGAUCAGGGAAACUAUGGCAAAUAACUGAUAUACAUGAGUCCUCUCUGAGUCUUUAUUUUACAGCAACUUCCACAUAUUAACCUUACUUCUUAAAUUUUAACUUCCAAACUUGCAGAUUUAUUCAAAAUUUUGUUAAGUUUAAAUGUGUGUUGUGACUGUACUAAACAUCAAAUAAAACAUUUAAUUGUGUGAAAAAUA
Molecule: messenger RNA, 2352 nt
Organism: Triplophysa dalaica
Lineage: Eukaryota; Metazoa; Chordata; Actinopteri; Cypriniformes; Nemacheilidae
Product: complement C1r-A subcomponent-like
Exons: 11
Coding region: 104-2182 (692 amino acids)
Biological process (GO): complement activation; proteolysis
Cellular component (GO): extracellular region
Molecular function (GO): calcium ion binding; serine-type endopeptidase activity
Source: RefSeq, a predicted model, not a curated record